Molecule: messenger RNA, 3495 nt
Organism: Micromonas commoda
Lineage: Eukaryota; Viridiplantae; Chlorophyta; Mamiellophyceae; Mamiellales; Mamiellaceae
Exons: 2
Coding region: 1-3495 (1164 amino acids)
Biological process (GO): Golgi to plasma membrane transport; exocytosis
Cellular component (GO): exocyst; cytoplasm
Source: RefSeq, a predicted model, not a curated record
AUGGCGGAAACGACGCCGGCGCCGCCGGUAUUCGCGUGUGGCGACAAACUCGCCGUGGACGCGUACCUCAAAUCCCUCAUCGAGCCUCUCCCGACGACCCUCGGCACCCCCUCGCACGGCCCGCUCAGCGGCGGCGGCGGCGACGAACCCUUCGCGGCGGCCGCCCCGAUCCUCGCGCGACUCCUCGACGCCGAGGAGGCGCUGCUCGAACGCCGCGAAUCCAUCGCGCGGCGCGCCGCGCGGCUCGCGUCCGCCGUCCGCGACGAGGAGCGCGCGUUCCUCCGCGAUGCACCCGCGCUGGACACGGCGACGCGCGAGAUGCACGCCGCGCUGGACGACCUGGACGCGAGGGUAUCGCACGUCGCCGCGUCGAGUUCGGGCAUCGGCGAGAGCUUGCGACUAGCCGCCGCGCACAGAGCCGCGACGGAACGCGCGAGGUUGACGGCGCUGCACCUGGCGAUGUUCAACGCUCGCAGGCACGACGGGCUGUUGGACGACGACGACGACUCGCUCGACGUGGACCUCGACGACUCCGACGACGAUUUUAAUGACGCGGGCGGCGGCGGCGGCGGCGGCGGCGCAUCCCCGUUUGGACUCGGCCUCGACGGCGACGAGGACGUCGUCGCCGCCGUCUUCACGGAUCCGAAACGAAACGCGGAGGCUGCCAAACUCGCGCAGUCGCUGCUCGAGCUCGCGCGUCAGCACGAGCGGUCGCGACACGAUCGCGCCGGGGAGCCCAAACCGUCGCUGAGGGUGGCGGUGGAGAACCUGGAGCGAUACUGCGACGAGCUGGAGAACCGCCUGUUGGAAAAAUUUGAACGAUACGAGGCUAAGCGCGACGUCGUCGGCAUGCGGCAGUGCGCUAAGACGGUCUCGCACUUCAACGGCGGCGCCAGCUUAGUACAGCGAUUCGUCGCGACGAGGCCGAUGUUCUUAAAGGUGGAGGCGCUGGAGCGGCUGGACGCGCUGAGGGAUUUCGCGCCGGCGUACGGAUCGGGUUUAUCGGAGGAGAAGGAGGCGUCGGACGCCGCGGAAGCUGCUCUGGAAGUUCUGGACGUUUUCUUCCAGGAGACGCUCGCGGAGGCGACGAAGGAGGUGGAAACCGCGCGCGCCGUGUUCCCCGCGACGUGCGACGCCGUAGACCAGCUCGUGAGACGGGUCGUAGAGCAACGGAUAGGAGCCGCGGUGGACGCGAUCGCCGGGCCGAGGCCGCCGCCGCCGCCGGUGCCCGGGCCACCCGCGGCGUCGGAGGGGAGCUACUUCGCCUCGUUCAUGUCCCCUCGCAAGGCACCGGCGACGACGACCGCGAGGAAGCACCGGCGGAACGUGAGCUUCGGCGGGGAUCUGAGGGGUUUCGACCCGGCGCAGGCGCAGCCGGCGCAGGCGCCGAUGACGGACUUUCCAGCCUCGAGGUUGGGGCACUCGAGGAGCUUCGGGAUGCUCGAGGGACGGCCCGGGAGCGGCGAAAAAGGCGAGAAGGAGACCAACGACGAUGAAGAGGAAGAGGACACGGUCGCGCCUCUCGGUGAACCCGCCCAGCCCGCCAGCCCCGCGGCGAAAACCGCCCGGCCCAAGACGGCUGGGCACUCCAGGUCAAAGUCGUACACGGAGUACAUGACGCCGUCGUUCAUGUCUUCCAAGGCCAACGGUGGGUUUUACGGCGAUCCCGCGCGGGACGAGUUCGAGAACUCGCACGGCGUCGGGCGGGACGCCAUCGUGGAGGGCACGCCCCCGGGCGCCGGGCAUUUCGCGCUGCUGGCGUACCUGAAGAUUCUCGCCGGCGCCGUCGAUCGCGCGCGCGCGCUCGGCGCGGCGCUCGCCCACGUGGCGGCCAACGCGGGUCGCCGGCGCGUCGAUGCCGUCAACGCGUGCGACGCCCUCUUCUCCGAGCGCAGGGAAGGGUACGGAAACCUCGAAGGGGACUGCCUGGUGGGUCUGGCGGCAUCCGGCGCCGCGGCGAGUCCGGGUGCCGCUCCGGAUGAAUCCGGAGUACAUGAAUCCGGCGUACCCGGGUUCGACCGGCUCAUCCGCUGGCACAGGGAGGCGAGCGAGCGGUGCGCGACGGUCCUCGCCCCGCCAUUCAGGGACGUAACGGCUCUUAACGGCUCGGCCGACGACGACGACGGGGACUUUGACGGGAUCGCGGACGCCCCCGGCGAACGGUCUUCUUCUUCGUCGUCGUCAACGGCGGCUGCGGCGGCGGGAGGCUCCCGGGUUCGUUCCGUCGGGACUUCCUCGAGGGUCGCGUCCGCCGUCGCGUCCGCCUCCGCGCUGCGCGAGUCCGUCGACACGGAGCUCCGAUUAGCCGAGACGUUCGUCGGCGAGACCGAGCGACUGUGCCGGCUUGCUCUCGACGCCGCCGUCGACGCGUGCGAGCGACGGAGCGGUCGAUUCGACGCGCGAUCCGACCCGCGAGAGGUGGCGACGACGGGCAUCGGCUGCGUGUUGAGGGCGGCGGCGGACGCGUUGGACGCGGUGGAACGCGCGAGGGACGCGAACGCGCGGUUAUGCGACGCGAUCGAGGCGCGAACGCGGGACGCGUCGGCGGAGAUCGAGUCCGACGUCGACGCGUUCAUUCAGAAACGGUCGUCGUCGUCGUCCGGUGAUGAAACGGUCGUCGAGGAUCUGACGGGCUCGUUGAGGAUGGCGAGGCGCGCCGCGGAGGCGUGCCGCGUCGCCGUUGACGGUCGCCACGCCGAGUGCGUCCGCGACGUGUCCGACGCCGUCGUCCAAACGUUGCGCAAGGGCCUCAAGUCGCUCAUGUUCGUUGUCGAGAAGACGCUCACGGGUUUGCAGAGACGCGCGGAUUUUAAACCGAACGAGGAGGAGAUGGAGACGUGGACGCAAUUCCCGGGGCAAGAGCCGACGCCCGCGUGCGCCGCCGCGCUCGCUCUCGUCCGCGAGGCGUACAACGUCGCCGCGGAGUGCCUCGCGCCGGAUGAAUCCGUCGUCGAAUCGUCCGUCCAAAGUGCCUCGGCAAACGAAGGCUUCGAACAUCCGAACAUCCGAACCUUCGCCGAGGAAUGCGCGUCGAUGCUCCACAAAACCGUGCUCGCCCACGUCGCCCGGUUUCAUCACACGGCGACGGGCGCGUUGCAGCUCAAGCGCGACGUCGGCGAGCUCGACGCGUUUGUCGGGUCGAUUUGUGCGUCCGGCCGAAAGUCGUCGCCGGCGUCGAGGGCGUGGCGGGACGCGCUCGAUCGAUGCAACGCGUUGAUCAUCCCCGCCCACGCGCUGCCGGAGCUGUUGCGGGAGACCAGGGCGGCCGCGGUGGCGGACGCCGAGGCUGAGCGCGCCAGGCGGGGUAUCGAGGAGGCUGGCGGGCUCGGGGAGAAUGACGGCGACGCGGCUUCAGGCGGAGACGAUGAGGAGCGAAGAGCGCGAGUCGCCAAGGAAGCCGGGGAUAACGCGGUGGAGGAGAUGGUGCGGAUCAUUCAUCUCCGGGCCGAUUUUCACCCGUCGAUGCUCAAGGUGCUCUCGCCGAAGAAGGGCUGA